CUUCGUUUGAUGUGGUGACUGGGUGAUCCACGUGAUACUGUGUGAUACGUGUGAUACCGCAUGUUCCUGCGAUAUUGCAUGAUCUGUCGACCUGGGUGCGCUUUUUCUCAAGCUUGCCGGACGUGCCGUUGGUGGUGAGGCCUGAGGUCACUGGGAGUUAAACAUCAAUGUGGGACGUUUAUUUAUUUCACUAUUCCGUCAACGUCUGAAGUAAUUGCAUUCUCGAGUGAAGUCAGAAGAAUUUGUCAAACAAAAGAUCGUCUCCCUCUGUAGCGCAGAGGUCAAGGACUGCCAAGAGAAUGCGGCGCAUGAGCUGUGCGCGCCCCAAGCGAACGCCAUUUCAAACCCACAAGGCGACGAUGCUGACUUUCCGGAUAAUAUUGCUGGUAGCAGCAAUCAAUGUCAAGACCGUGUCUACUACGAUCAACUGUAAGCUGGCCCAGCAGCUUUGCGAAAAGGACCGCGCCUGUCACUCCAUCACUUCGAUCAUCCCCAGACUCUGCGGCCAAGAACUGGUGUCCUGCUCGACGGUGACGGUCACCAAGUGUCGAGCAGCUCUCAGGACACUGGUGGCGUUUCAGUUCUUCCAGCCCACCUGUCUGUGUAAGGAACCUCGCUUGGAUCCAGAGUGCAACAAGUACAGGAACCUGGUGUUCGACCACCCCUGCUUCAGCGUCAAGCUCAAAGACAAGGACCCGUACCCGGUUCACGCGCUGCCCACAUGUGGGUAUGCCCUUAACGCCUGUCGGCAGCAGCCCGAAUGUUCAAGCGUGUACGAGAAUUACAUCAAGUCGUGUCGCUUCGAAGCAGGCACGUGUCGCAUGGCAAACAGCCCAUCCUGUUUUAAGGCGUGGAAUGACUUGAAACUGAGCCCAGUGUUUGGCUGCAUUUGCCCAAAUCUGCACGAGGCGAACUGUGACAGCAUAUUUGAGACGGUCCACAAGAACCCGUGUGUCGACCGCCUGCCCCGGCACCAGACCAGCACCACCCGGCACCAUUCGCACAUGUGGGCACACCGCCUUCUGCACGCAGCACCAGGCACCCUUUGGGGGCCACUGCCAUCCGUCCCCCGUCCAGGCCCUGCUGACCCCGCCGCCAGCACCAUUCCCAGCACAAGGAUCGUACCACCCGUCCCCCGUCCCCGCCCGGCUGUCCCCGCUCCCGGCAUCCCUGCACGCACCCCCGCUGCAGCCGGCAGCCCCGGCCCUCGGCGGCCGGCCGCCUCGUCACCGUUCAGUGUUUCAGUGGACGGUCUGGGCGGCGCCAACGCCAGCCGACGCCGCGUCGACCCGCUGCUGGUGGCGCCGCUGUUUGACAUGAGCUCUGAGCGGCCGCAGCCGUCCAGCAUGGAGCGGACGCUGCAUGGACACCACUACGAACAGGGGCACAACUCCAUCCCCGGGCGUCAUCAGACUUCCACGCAUCACCACGUGACCGGGGUCACCAGCGUUCCUGGAGACGACGUAUUCCAGUCCUCCUGCCACACCGCUCUGGACAACUGCCUGCAGGACGACUCCUGCAGCGCCCGGCUGGAGCCGGUGCUGGCCGACUGUGACGAGACGGCCUGCAGCCGGCACCUGUGCAUGCAGCGGCUGCAGCAGUUCUACGCUCAGGCCGACAGCGUGCUCGUCAUGGACGCCGCCUUCUGUGUCUGUCGGCGCUCUGCGGACGGCGAGGGCCGCUGCUUGCGUGCCAUGGAGCGGCUGCACCCGACGUGCGCGCGCCAGCCGGAGGGCUACGAGCAGGCGUGCGCUGUGGACGCGCUGACCCAGCGCUGUGCUGGGCCGACGGCCGACUGUCGGCGCGCCCUGCUGGCCGUGCUGGGCACCCAGCUGCACAGCCGCUGCGCCUGCCGUGGCAGCAGCGCCGCCGCCCAGCACAGCUGCCAGGACUGGGAGCGUCUGCUCUGGGCAAACCCCUGUGUCGUGGAGGCACAGCGAGAGUUUCACCAGCAACGGAUGACCAGCCUCGGGCCAGGGGGAGGCGACGACGACGAUCCCAGCGCCCGCCGGACUCCGCCCCCGCCCCCGCCGCCCCCGCAGGCCGAGAGCCCGGCGCACCGUGUCUCCACCGCCGGCACGACCACCACCACCACCACUACCACCACCACGACCACAACUACCACCGUCACCACCACCACCACCACGGCGGCAGCCAUCACGACGGCGCGGCGGCGGCCGCCUGCAGCCCCCGUGCCGACCAGCGCGCCGCCGCCUCGGCCGCCCCACUGCACCGCUCGCAGACAGGGCCACGUGCAGCGGCGCAUCGCAGUGGGCUCCGGCGUGCGGUACUAUGUGCAGGACGAAUCUCCGGACAAGUACCGGGUGCAGAAGGACUGCUCAGAGCUGUGUAUGUGCCACGGCCGCCGCCGGCUCGUCUGCAACGUGCUCGACUGCGUGGAGAAGAAGAGCUGUCAGACAGACCUGGCCGUGUACCCGCACGGCGCGGCCCGACUGCUGCCCUUCAGGGAGGGCUGCAUCUGCCACCACGGAGACUUUGUCUGCAUGAGACCUUCAGCAGAUGAAUACACUUUGCCGUUUGGCGUCUUCUUGUUCUUGGGAUACAGCCGCAAGGACGAGGAGAUUCUUUACCCACACACCCACAAGACGGUGGGGCGAAAUACCAUCCCAGAGCUUGAGCGAAUACUAGAAGUGGUAAUGAGCGAAGCGGGGCGAAAUUUUCAGGAUUGGCCUUGCAAACUGUCCGUGAGGCAGCAUUUUGAAACAUCGGAAAACCUGAUUAUUCAAGCUAAGCUCGACGAGGUUGAGGAAAUGUACAAUCAAAGUUUAAGCCACGCUCUUCUGAAGAGUGAAAAGGUGAAGUGCACCGGUCCUCUGAGGGACAUCAGCCGCAUGGUCAACAACCGCGAGCCGGAGAUCCUCUCGCACCCGCUGCUCUCCGUCUUCAAAAUGGCAGACGUGGAGGUGACAACGCCGGACACGUCGGCCGCCUGCCCGGCCGCCGCCCUGGCCCGCGCGCCGCUGCUCGUCCUCUGCCUGCUCAGCGCGGCCCUCGCGUGACGUCACCGGCGCUGCACAGCCGCUGUCGGCGGCAGGAGCUGAGCGCCGGCUGCCGGAGCAGCGCGCCGGCGCUGCCGCUGUGGCGAACACCCCUGGCUGUGAGAGUGCUUGUGCACCGUCGUCUCGUGCGCUCCCGCUUGGACGAUCCCGCGUCGUCCGCCCGGGGAGAUUGCAGUGCUGAAGACGGGCGAGGCGCAGCGCUCUACUGAGUGUUCAGAGAGGCGAGGGCCUCGGUGCGGCGGCCAGAGGUCAAUCGCGGCAGGACGUGGCCCCUCGCGUGCAUGCAUUUUGUGAGACUACGUCAGUAACCCGCAGAUCCGCAAUCACCAGGGAACUCCUUUGCGCGUGUGAUAUGUGAUAGGCCUAGCCUGUGGUUGAUCCAUGAGCUAGCCCGGGAGCGAAGCAUGUGCGCAUGCGCGUGUGAGACGGUCACGUGGUUCUGGGGGGGGG
This is a messenger RNA of Pollicipes pollicipes, 3470 nucleotides long. RefSeq lists its product as uncharacterized. NCBI's taxonomy places the organism in Eukaryota, Metazoa, Arthropoda, Thecostraca, Pollicipedomorpha, Pollicipedidae. Gene Ontology annotation, biological process: nervous system development. The coding region runs from base 300 to 3020 and encodes 906 amino acids. Gene Ontology annotation, cellular component: external side of plasma membrane; signaling receptor complex. Gene Ontology annotation, molecular function: signaling receptor activity. The record is from RefSeq and is a predicted model, not a curated record. The transcript has 16 exons.